This is a messenger RNA of Monascus purpureus, 1215 nucleotides long. NCBI's taxonomy places the organism in Eukaryota, Fungi, Ascomycota, Eurotiomycetes, Eurotiales, Aspergillaceae. The record is from the annotation of a GenBank genome assembly.
AUGAUACAUGUGCUGUUGUAUCAGAGGCAAACUCCAUUUCUCUCUCUGACUUUCUUCCUCAAUCCGGAGAUCGAUCAAAAUUGUACCAACUUGGAACUUGGAGCCGCCUAUUGUGUUGAAGCUGUAGGAAGCAUUAGCACGUACUCUGGCUAUCCGACUACCACUUCUACGCCAUGGAUUACUGUGCUUCCAGCGACCUUCUCCUCCGUCGAUACUUUGAUUCCCACUUCUACCAGCGGAGUUGGUUAUAACUGCACAACUUCUCUCCUCCCCACUGCUUCUGGUACCAUUCCUGGGUGUGAGAGGUAUCGGAACUAUGACAACAGCUCUGAGGCCUACAACGACUGUUCAUACGUUGCGUUUGCCUAUCAAGAGACGACAGAUGACUUAUUGCAAUGGAACCCCAGUCUUUCCACGAAUUUAAGCGCAUGUGAUUUCCAGGCAGGUUAUAGCUACUGCGUGAAGCUCACAAACCUGACGACAACUCCGGGUGGCAGCUACUGUGUUCCAGUCAAUUCUACGACAGUUGUGGCCGGAACCGCUGCCGAUUGUGACUGCUUCACGGUCAUCCAUGGCUAUGAUCAAGGCUACACUUGUUCAGACCUUGAGAGUGACUAUUUGAUCACUGAGCGUGAUCUGAUGACUUGGAACACAUGGCUCAGCCCAGACUGCGACACCAACCUCUUUGCCAAUCUCAGCUCUUCCGACACGCGCCCUGUCUGCGUCGCGGUAAACGCCUCGGCGCCUACUGGGAGUGCAGCACCUCCACCCACGACGACCACUGCUACUACUACUACUGGCACCAUGGGCCCAACACCAACAGGCAUCGUGGCUAACUGUACACAAUAUCACACAGUUCAGUCAGGCAAUACAUGUGACUCCAUAGAGGCGUCGUAUGGAAUUUCAUUUACCCAGUUCUACGCAUGGAAUCCAAGCAUUGGAAGCCAGUGUGAGAACCUCUGGCUAGGCUAUGUCUACUGCGUGAAUGGCCCAAUUGCGACUGGAACCGGGAGUGCUCCUGUGGCCCCAACACAAAUGGGAAUUGUCUCGAACUGCAAUGAGUACUAUACUGUCGCAUCAGGCGACACCUGUAGCGGCAUUGAGUCGCAGUUUAAUGACACAUUCGCAGAGCUGUAUCAGUGGAACCCUGCCAUUGGCUCAAACUGCAAGAAUUUGUGGGUGGGCUACUUGAUCUGUGUGGGUGUUUCAUCAUAG